Messenger RNA from Acaulospora morrowiae, 121 nucleotides. NCBI's taxonomy places the organism in Eukaryota, Fungi, Glomeromycota, Glomeromycetes, Diversisporales, Acaulosporaceae. The record is from the annotation of a GenBank genome assembly.
AUGGUAUUUUCAAGACUUUCUUCAACUUUUCGUUCCGCUUAUACACAUUCCCGUUAUAACCCAUCAAUAUCGGCGCGAAUUAUUCGUCCAACUCUUGUUCCAAUUUCAACUCAAUUCCAUC